This is a messenger RNA of Xenia sp. Carnegie-2017, 3156 nucleotides long. Its product is annotated as solute carrier family 49 member 4-like. The transcript has 13 exons. Gene Ontology annotation, cellular component: intracellular membrane-bounded organelle; membrane. Bases 315 to 2768 code for a protein of 817 amino acids. The record is from RefSeq and is a predicted model, not a curated record. NCBI's taxonomy places the organism in Eukaryota, Metazoa, Cnidaria, Anthozoa, Malacalcyonacea, Xeniidae. Gene Ontology annotation, molecular function: transmembrane transporter activity. Gene Ontology annotation, biological process: transmembrane transport.
GCCGUGAUCCAAGCCAGGCCUUUAAAGACCACAGAUAUGUAUAUUAAACGAUGUAAUAUGCAUAUCAGUGUUAAAGACGCGUUCCGCAAAUUAAAAUUAUUAUGACGUAAUGACCAAAGUUCGUUUGUUAAUUCACGUGCCGUUAAAAUGAACGAGUCAGGUGAUGCAAUGAGGUUUUUUUGAAGAAUGAUCUGUCAAAAUACUUUUUCCAUCAAAUAACUGGCGGAAAAGAACAUUAAUGGAAUUUAGUUACAGGUAAACACAAAGACCUUAAUCGAACUCAUAACACAAAUACGUUCGAGUUUUUUCCAUGAAUGGAGGAAGAUGGAGCAGAAGAUUUUCAGCAAACGUUAGAUGUUCCGCUCACCUUCAAUGCAAUGAACGUUGAACUAAAUGAAGAUCCUUGGCAACCUUUACAAAGCGAAAAAAACUCACAUUUAGAUUCCUCUUUCACGGUCAUCUCAAGAAGACGAAGUGAUAUUUCAAAUAGUCACGUGUCAAACGGUGACGUUUAUGAGAGAGAAUGUGUGGAGGUUUCCGACGAUGGCAAUGAACCUAAUCAAAUACUUACCUAUAAUAGACGUUUUUACAUUCUUUUUGUGUUUUCGCUGACUGCAUUUGCACAGUACUGUGCAUGGAACGCUUUUGGACCAAUAUCUGGAACAGUCAAAGCCGUAUUUGGUUGGGGAAAUGCAGAAAUUGCUCUUCUUGCAAGUUUGGAUCCAAUUACCUAUAUUCUUACUAUGGUUUUCUUCUCGUGGCUAAUGGAUGUCAAAGGUCUUCGUGUUUCAUUGGUUCUGUCUGUCUUUCUGAUGUUAGCUGGAACAGGUUUACGUUGCGUAACCCGUAACCAUGACACUGCUAUCUGGACAAUGACUACUGGACAAUUUUUAAAUGGUCUUGCUGGCCCAGUCACACAAGCUGCUCCACCCUUAUUGUCUUCAGCAUGGUUUCCACGGAACGAGAGAACAACUGCGACUGCGAUAUCUGCAUUAUGCGGUUCUCUCGGUGUUGCAAUGUCCUUUGUUAUAGGUCCAAACGUGGUAGGAAGGGUUGAUAUUUUACACAAUGAGCCUAUGCCUUUGCGCUUUUCAUCUUCCAAUCACAGUUUCCUGUCACCAAAUCUAAACAAGACAAUUCCUCUCUCAGAAACAUUAUACAAAGAUGCAGUUAAUUACUGGUCCAUGGACGAGUUACUAAAACCGUCGAAUCAAACAUCGAUCGAAAAUAUGUAUCUCGUAAACGACGGUAAAAGCAAUCAAAAGGGCUUCGCUCACGGAUCGAUUCUCGUGCCAGGACAAGUUGGCAAAGCUGUCGCUUUAAAUGGCAAAGGUUUUGUAGAUCUCGGUGACUUCGCCAAUACAUGUCCAGGAAACCCAUAUUCGUGUAAACAAGGUUUUACAGUUUCUUUCUGGCUGUCAUAUUCAUCUACGAACGAUAUACAAUAUUUCCUGGGUACUAGCGGUACGGACGUCAGACAGCCAGGAUUUGUCAUAUAUCAUGAUGCAUUUAGGAAUGUCAGUCAUGCUGUGGCGGUCAGUGUUCGCACCGGCAAAGCAUUAUGGACGACGCACAUGAAUGUUCCCUCUCGUACAUGGACCCACGUGUUAUUCAGUUGGAGUGCACGUGACGGCUUGACUGUGUAUACAAACGGUACUUUGGCAAGUAGAACUAUUUAUUCGUCUACUACAGACUCAUUACGCAACACACAUACAUCCUUCACACUUGGACGGCCAAAUAAUGAAUAUCAAUUUUCUUGGGCGGCCUAUGACGAACUUGCAGUGUGGCAUCUAGUUUUCACCGAGAAUGAAGCCAAAACAAUUUAUGCAAGAGGUUCUGGAAUUAAUUUUGCUGAAAAAAUUAAUGAAGACGACGUAAAUAAUGACCGAAAGCGUUUUCUACAAAAACGUGAAGAUGAAAUUAUGAUGCUUCUUUAUAUCGAAUUUGGAGUGGUUGCAAUUCUAUUCAUCUGUACAUUUUGCUAUUUCCCCGAUAAACCGCCAAGUCCACCCAGUCUUUCCUCGGCCACGCAAAGAGAAAAUUUCAAAGAUGGCUUUCGUCAACUUCUACGUCACAAACAAUUUUGGACUCUUUCCAUGAUAUACGGAAUAACUACAGGGGUUUACAGCGGUUGGUCAGCGGUGUUAGCGUUAAAUCUUGAAGGCUUUGGAAUUGAUCAGAAUGAAGCCGGAUGGAUCGGAUUUUGGACGACAAUUGCCGGAAUUUUUGCAGGAGUUUUGUUAGCAAGAUUUUCGGAUUUCUUCGGAGGUCGAAUCAAAAGUCUGUUAUUGUUUCUCUUCGUUUGUUCAGCCGUGGCUUUUCUUCUUUUCUCUCUGCUAUGUCUUGAGAUAAUCCCUUUUUCUAAAGGAUUGAUCUUUUCAUCCAGUAUCAUCGGUGGUUUUAGUAUCAGUGGCACCAUACCAUUAUUCUACGAACUCACAGUUGAGUGCACCUACCCUAUAGCGGAAGGAGUCACCACCGGCAUUCUUACUCUUAUCAAUAAUCUGUGCACUGUCAUAUUUCUGGUCGUCACAAUGAUCCCAGGAAUAGGAACGAUAUGGAUGAAUUGGACGUUAUGUGCCUCAUGCGCGGGUUGUAUUCCCAUAUUGUGUUUAUUCCAAGAGCAAUACGGCAGACUGGUUGUGGAUACGGGUAUUGCAACGACGAACUUAAAUAACGACGAACCACAAGAUGAUAAUUUUAAAUCGAUAGCAAGAGUUGAUAAAUUUAUGAAUGAGUUUUACAAAUCUAAAGAAUCUAAACUAUGAACAGAGGUUAUAAAACUACAAGAAGAAUCAAACAUGAAAUAAUUAAUGACGCGCGACCUGCUUACGGAGUUAGGAUGAUUGAAACUUAGAAGUAAUUUAUUUGAACCCGAAGUAAUUUAUUUUUACACUAACAGAAUGGUUUUACAUAAAUUUAUUGCUCCAGGACAUGCACUAAAGUACUUCUAUACAAAUUAUUUAUUUAGUAUUGCAUGUCUACCAUAACAAAAAAUUCAUGGGACUUUCACCGUACGUGGAAACAAAUUCUUAUCGCCAUUUUUAUUGAGUUAAAAUACGUAGAUUGAUAUGAAGAUGAUGACAAAAUACAACUACUGUCAAAUUUACGAUCUUUGUACAAGUUAUAUUUGAAUAAAUCUUAUCACUACAGUAA